GUAAUAAUCACGGCGUGCAAGAUUUACGAUUUUAAUACAUUUCAAUUCUUUGGCGCACUUUAUUGUUUCGAAUUGGUGCAUUCUGUUAUACUAUAUUGUGAACUCAACUGAGCCGACAGUAGUCUAAGACAGUGACAGCAACAGUUUGAGCCCAAAAUACAGAGAAAGACUACAUACCUUGCUUUUCCUUGUUGUAAUGACUCAGAUGAAUAUGGGAUUGAUUGUUAAAAAGAGAUGUAAAAGAAAAUGGCGAUAAAAUUUCAGAAAGCGUACCAAAUUCAGUAACGGUGACUAGUUAAAUGAAUGGUAAAACAUAUUGAUAGCUCAUUAUAGUGUGUUUAACAUUCAAAGUAAGUGACAAUCAUGGCCAACGUGUGCUUGAAAAUGUGCAAUUCCAUGUACCAAAUCCCCACUAGGAUACUUUGCCUAGUGCUCAUUGUCCUCCAGGGAGCAGUACUUGAUUACUACCUAGUCAUUCACAAGGACAUUGACUGGGUGUCUUGGAUAGUAGCUGAUAUUGCCAUCAUACUUGUCUUUAUAACAGCAUUUAUAAUAUCCUAUAGGCAUUUAAAGCUUGCUAAGGAUGCAGUUGUCAGAAACGUACCUAUACAGACUGGUGCCCUGCCUCUGGGUUACUUAGCCUGGUUUGUUUACAGUGUGUUUCUUGCCACAAGAGUGGCAAUCAUUUUUAAAGAUUUUGCAUUUCAUUUGAAAGAGGAGGAUUUUUUCGGUCCGAACACGCUGAAAUUUAGCAUAGCUUUGGCCGCAUUUAUCUUCAUGCUACUACUAUUGUGUCAUCAUGACGCUGAAGUGAAAUCUGACAGGAAACAUAUCAUUGCUGAGUUGACUGGUACAGUUGUUUUUGAUGUGUUAGACUCGGUAGAUGCUCUGGAUGUUUUGUUUGAUGGGGAGGCAAUAAUAGACUUCCCACCUCAUAUGGAUACGGCUAUUAUAGUCAUAGCAUGCGUUAACUUAGUUCUACCAACAUUACCUUUGAUGACUUUAAGCCGAACUCAUUAUGGACAUAAACAUACUCCACGAGAAAUCAUGAUGCUUCAUAAAAUGUUACUAGUGUUCUUAGUGAAUUUACCGUUACUGAUUAUUCGAUUUCUCCUCUGGCAUCUUUUGAGUAAGGAAAUCUCGAUAUUCCCGGUCAAGAAUCUGAUUGUUAUUUUUCUUGUGUUCCAUGAUUUGUACGAGAAGCGAAGGGAAGAGCUGGACAGGGAGGAUAUGGUGGAUGCGGAAGUGACUGCCCUUGAUGAAAUGAAGACUCAAUGACCAUAAAUGUGACAGUAUUGUGCCUUAGACAUGCAUUGAGCUCUUGUUUAUAUAUACAGUAUAAAGUAUUUUUUCUUUGAUAUACAGCUAUUAUGGUCACCUCAAUGCUUCAUUUUAAUGGAGUUGUAAGACUUAAGUUUGAAAACAGUUUUUCUUGAUAUAUAUGCAAGUUUCUUGCCCCUAUCAGUAUUAUAUUCACUAGCCACUGUGCAGGAUUAGUUGCUGCUGUAUAAUCAGGCUACAUUUUUGUACUCAUCCUGCAGCUUCCUGCUGCAUAUUCUCUCAAAUAUAACUUGUAAAUACAAGCACACAAGGGGAAUUUCCUUAGUGAACAGCAAAUUUUUUUAUUGCAUACCUGUACCAAUUUUUCCGUUUUAUAAAAACAGUAUAUUUUGACGUGGCAUCAUUUCCAUUAUACUUUUUGAAUAACGUAAUGUUAUGCUUGCCAGAGGCUCGCGUUAUAUAAUUUUAUACAACUUGUUCAAUAAAUUCAGUUAUGAACUUACACUUAUUUGAUAUCCUCUAUCCUAGCCUAUCAAUAGUUAAAAAACUUUGGUACAAGUAACAUUAAAUAGCUGGAACAGGAUUGGCAGCCAGCUGAUUUUAAGGCGCAACAUAUCUGCUCAUUUUGGUUUUUAUUACUGCUGUUAAAUUUUGUUUUAUUUCUGCAUUCUUUUUUUGUAUGUACAUUGUAAUGUAUAGUUACUUUAAAAAAAUAUAAUUCUUUAAGAUCUUUUAAGUUGUUUUCUUUUAUGGUUGAUAUAUAUACAUGUAUAGAUAUUUUUAUAUGUGUAACUUAUAAUUAUUGUUUUAAAAAAAAACUAAACAAAACUUCAUUUUGUUCUCUAUUGUUUUGAUGGUUUGUUAAUAUUUGUUUUUUGUAUUACCCAAAGUUUUGUUCCUAUCUUCCAUUAUGACAUAAUUAUAUUCAUAUAAACAAAAUUCAUGUUUUCAGUUUCGUAAUUUUGUUUAUAAAUGCUUUGCCAAACUUUUACACGAGAGCAUUUCAUUGUCCAGUUGUUUUAUAUUUUUAUAAUUUAACGGCUUUUAUGCAUAAUCAUGACCAUUGUAAUCUCAUACAUGUAGCCUUGUUCUUGCAUAUUUAUGAGAUUUCCAUUACUACAUAAGACACAUAUGCAGAUUUCACAAAGAACAUCAUCGUCGGUUAUCUAUAUCUAUAGAUAAUGUAGUAUGUACAGAAUGUAUACCGUGGGUAAUCGACGAUGAAAGAACAUAUGUAUAUAUAUACUUUGUGAUACUCUAUGCAUCAUGAGUCAGAGCAUACACAUAUACAUGUAGUUAAUUUAAUACUGAUUUUGACAACUCUAUGUAAUAAUGUUCAAGUUUCAAACUCAUGUAUUUACUUUUAUGUUUCUUUGACAUACCAGUAAUGUAUUGUUGUGACAUAAUGUAUACUUGAUAUGAUGCUCCCUGACAUUUUCUACUUGUUGUUUUAUUAUUUCUUUUAUAUCAUGUAUACAUUUAUUUGUUGUCUUGCUUUAUUGUUUUUGUUUUACUCUGAGAGUAUACUUAUGUGACACACAUACAUGUUUUUGCAUUUCAGUCAAGUAUUUUAUCAACAUCAACAAGUCCUUUUCCUAUACUAAUUGAAAGCAUAGAAUGAUCUACAGUUCCAUGUUGGGCAAUCCUCAAAUAGUCAAAACUGUAUGACAAUUUCAAUAUCAUGAAGAUUCCCAUUUUUCCCUUUAUUCCUUGUGAUGUUACACAUAACACAUUGAUAUUUUUACUGUUUAUCAUUACAAAUUCUCUUUGAAUAGCUUACCCUUUUUGAAAUCCCCAAAUAUUGGUUCAUUUUCUCAGUUUAUAUAAUUUAUAAUGUAUAUUUAACUAUCAUCAUGUUUCUUUCAUUAUAAUUAUUUAACAAGGCUAGUCUGUUAUAAUUAAAUUAUAUACAUAUAUGUAGUAAUAAUAGUUUACCAAAGAAAAAAGCAACAGUUCUCUGUGGAGAUUUAGAUUUGUUUAUAUAAAACCAAAUUGUUUACUACAUGUGUAUUACUAUUAGCAAUGUUAUAUUCUAACAUACUAUUGGUUUAAAUUCUUUGCUUACUGAUUUUUACAUAAUACACCUUACCAAUUAUAAACAGUCGACAGUGCAGUGAUAUAUUCGAAUAUUUAAAAGAGUGGCACAGCCACAAUAAUAGAGUCUAAUGUUAGACUUGACAGAUACACAGGCUUGCCUGGCUCUACACUGUCGUCUUUUAUUAUUAUCAGUAGCACUGAGUGACAAGUGGCAAAUACAUUUAUUUAAAACUUUUAUCAAAAGUAUUCUAAAACAUUUUAGUCUCAUUAUAUCAAAGACUAGUCAG
Messenger RNA from Ruditapes philippinarum (Manila clam), 3605 nucleotides. RefSeq lists its product as uncharacterized. NCBI's taxonomy places the organism in Eukaryota, Metazoa, Mollusca, Bivalvia, Venerida, Veneridae. The record is from RefSeq and is a predicted model, not a curated record. The transcript is spliced from 2 exons. The coding region runs from base 364 to 1278 and encodes 304 amino acids.